This is a messenger RNA of Clupea harengus (Atlantic herring), 1837 nucleotides long. Its product is annotated as solute carrier family 22 member 7-like. Lineage: Eukaryota; Metazoa; Chordata; Actinopteri; Clupeiformes; Clupeidae. Gene Ontology annotation, cellular component: membrane. Gene Ontology annotation, molecular function: transmembrane transporter activity. Gene Ontology annotation, biological process: transmembrane transport. The record is from RefSeq and is a predicted model, not a curated record.
UGUCGGAUAAUGAAGGGGUAGGUUUGGAGGAGCAGUUCUCUGUGAGACACAGGCAGUGUUAUAACACAUUUGAUCUGAUGUGGAUUACUUAUCUAAGUCUUAUUCAAGAUGAAGUUCGAAGACCUUCUGUCAGACAUUGAUGGCUUUGGAAGGUUCCAGAAGAUGAUCCUUUGCCUCAGCUUCUUGGGGCGUUUUACCUUACCGUGCCACUUCCUGAUGAACAACUUCAUCGCGGGCAACCCGCCCCAUCACUGUGACAUCAGUGGCCUAGAAACUGGGAGCAUCUUUGGGAAUUUGACGCAGGAGCAGAGAUUGACUGUCAGUAUCCCAGCACGUGCAGAUGGGACUCGGUCUUCCUGCCUCAUGUUCCCAGAGCCCCAGUACCAUCUGCUCCUCAACUCCUCCAACAGCACUGAGCCUCCUGCAGAGCCGUGUCAGAAUGGAUGGGUGUAUGACAACAGCACCUUCAAAAGCACACUGGCCUCGGAGUGGGAUUUGGUGUGUGAGAAGAAAGGGCUGAACAAAGCCACAGCCACCAUCUUCUUUGUAGGGGUCAUGUUUGGAGCCGUGACCUUUGGUAGCCUGAGUGACAGGUAUGGACGCAAGAUAAUGCUGCUGGUGUCGUACGUGUCUGGAAUGGGCUUUGCGUUGAUCAGUGUCUUCUCCACCUCCUACGUCAUGUUUGCUGUGCUGAGGUUCCUCACUGGCUUCAGCAUUACGGGCAUCGUCAUCAUCAGCUCAGUGCUCAUUGUGGAAUGGGUGGAUAUUGAGAGCAGGAAGUUGGUGGGGGUGAUUGACAGCUUGUCAUGGACAUUUGGAAAUAUGGCAUUGUCCCUGCUUGCAUUCUUCAUCAGAGACUGGAGGUGGUUGGUCGUGGCAGUCACAUCACCGGUAGCCUUAGCCAUAAUAUCCUGGAGAUGGAUUCCAGAAUCAGCUAGGUGGCUAAUAGCAAAUGGGCGGCUAGAUGAAGCUCAUCACUACUUAAGGAAGUGCAUUAAGAUGAACCACCGGCAGGGAAUGGCCUCCUCCAUCAAGCCAGAGAAUCUGGCUAAUAUUGUGGUGGCAAAUCGAGGGAGCAAGAAAUACUCCUAUCUAGAUCUGAUAAGAACCCCCAAGAUGAGAAAAUUGGCACUCUUUACUGGUCUCACCUGGUAUGGUGUUGCCUCCACCUAUUACGGCAUCAGUUUUAACAUUGCAGGGUUUGGGGUGAAUAUUUACCUCACACAGUUUAUAUAUGCUGCUGUUGAGUUCCCAGCUAAAGUGGCUGUUUACUACUUUCUGGACAAGAUUGGUCGGCGUAAGACAGAGACCGGUGCUCUCUUCCUGGCUGGAUUAUGUCUUGCUAUCACUGUAGUCAUCCCAAGAGACCAGCGGCUGCUCAGAACAGUGGUAGCGGUGUUUGGCAAGGGGUUUUCUUCAGCUUCCUUUGCCACACUGGUUCUAUACAGCUCUGAGCUCUACCCAACCGUGAUCAGGCAGAACGGCAUGGGCUAUAACUCCUGCAUGGGCCGUGUGGGCGUGGCGGUGGCUCCUCUGAUUCUACUGUUGGAUGACGUAUGGGAGGGCCUUCCACAGGUCAUCCUGUGCUGCAUUGCUGUGGGGGUUAGUUUGGUGACUAGUCGACUGCCUGAAACACGUGGCCGCUGCCUGCCAGAGACCAUUGAAGACAUUGAGGGAACAAGGGCGCCUCAAGUGGAAUCCCCCAUCCUCCCUCAGGAAAAUGCAGAGAAAGAAAUUGGAGGAUAAAAACGGCUGAUCAAGGUCACGGUGUUUCAACUUCAUGCAACUGAGUUAGUCCUCUAAACAAAUGCUAAUAAAAUUCUUUUCAGUUUUAAAA